AUGCAGAAACACAAGGUGGGUGAUAAGGUGCUUACUACCACUGAUACUGAGAAAGCUGAAUAUCAACCAGUGUAUGCAUUUGGUCAUCGAAGCCCAACUACUUUGGGGCGAUUCCUUCAAAUCACCACUGAUACCAAUAGUCUCGAAAUUACUGGCGAACAUUUGCUCUACAUGGCCGACAAGAGUCACCCUGUCCGUGCUGAUUCCAUCAUUGUUAGCGUCAAGCUUCAGACUGCUGAUGGUUCUGCCAACCGGGUCAAGAAAAUCAAGACAAUCGUGAAGGAGGGGCUCUAUGCACCAUUAACUCCCAAUGGAAAGCUUGUCAUCAACGGCAUGCAGGCUUCGGCCUACAUUGCUCUUCAAAAGGAUGACCAGGAGCGGUUCACCACCCUCAAUGGUCUCAUCACUACUCCCCACUCAUCUUACAAUCAUUUGUAUCUCGCCCCUCUCCGUGUUGUCUGCAUUGGGAUCUCUUCCGUGCCCUGCCAACUAAUGCAUGAGAACGGAAGGCCUCUCUACAUCAAGUGGGGAAUUGAUGCUAUCAAUAUGGCCCACAGAAACUCCAAUGUCUACGCAGAACUCCUCUUUCUUGUUGUCACCGGCUUUCUUUUGUCAGGAUUUGUUGCUGUGGGGGCUCUCUUUGGUGCUUCCGUGGGGCCGCUAAUUGUCUUUUCUUUUUAUGUUGCUUGCUGUUUUGGUCGUAAGAUCCAUGAUGUCAAGACCAACAAAGUGAAGAAGACAGCCUGA
Messenger RNA from Seminavis robusta, 747 nucleotides. The record is from the annotation of a GenBank genome assembly. NCBI's taxonomy places the organism in Eukaryota, Bacillariophyta, Bacillariophyceae, Naviculales, Naviculaceae.